Rotaria sp. Silwood2 is the source of this 591-nucleotide messenger RNA. The record is from the annotation of a GenBank genome assembly. NCBI's taxonomy places the organism in Eukaryota, Metazoa, Rotifera, Eurotatoria, Philodinida, Philodinidae.
AUGGGGAACUGUCAUCGUCCAAUGAAAAGUUCUUCACAUUCAUCAAAGACACUUGUUAGACGUAAAGUUCCAGAAAAUCGUUCAGAUUCAUAUCAGAAGUCGAAUAUAAAUACAGAAGUUGAAAUAAACCACGAUGAACCAUUGAAAAUAACAUUUGAAGAUUUUAUUGAUCAUAUUCUACUUCUUCGCAAAGUGAUCAAUCACUCAGAUAUGACACAAGAUAGGAAGUUAUUAAAUCAAUAUAUUGAUGAAUAUUGUCAAAAAAUGGCUCGAGAAGAAAUGGUAACUGACGAUCAACGAUCGCAGCUCUCAUGGGAAAUCCUGUGGAUUUGGCACGUGCAUCGUUUGCAUCCAUUGGCCUAUUACAAUGAUUGUACUUCACAACUUCCAAACGGUCAACUUGUUGAUCCAAAAGUUCAAUAUGUUCUUUCGGAUGCAUCAACACACCGACCUCAUCCAUCAUUCAUUCCAUCAGUGAAUCUGGUGGAAGCUGUCAUUCGUCAACGUACUUUUCUUGAGAAAUUCAUGAAACAUUAUCUUUAUACAAGUGAUUUACAACAAAUGAAUCGCUCGUUCUUUCCAAAUAUGGUG